GAUAGCGCCUCCAGUGCGGACAUAAUAAAUAUAUUUAUAAAUAUUUAGAAAAUAGAAAUCUGUACUUACAAGUGUGUGUGUGUGUGUGUAUGUAUUGGGGCUGUUAACAUUAUCAGCGGCUUAAAAUGAUGAUUGGACAAUGUUUGCGGCUUAUCAACAGGUUCUCUGCGUACGCGAGAGUUGUUUGUAUUAUUUAUUUUUGAACAGCUAAUUGCGGUGAAGCCAAAGUCUAGUGUUUAGUCUCAAUUUACUAACGCAAGGCAAAAGUUCGGGCAGGCGCGGUCUUAAGUUCGCACUGAAAAUACAAAAAAUGAUACAAAUUAAACACAUUCGCAGUGGCAAAACGCUGAAAAUCAAUACAUUUUGGCUACGUGAUCACUGUCGCUGCAGCGAUUGCUACAAUACGGAGACGAAGCAACGUAAAUACAAUCUGCUGGACAUACCGCGCACUGUGAAACCGCUUAGGACUGACUACAUCAAGGAUGGACUGCAAUAUGAGGUGCACUGGAAUGAUGGUCACACAUCCGUUUACGACAUUGAUUUCCUGCAUGAUGCGCAAGUUGAACAUGUCGUGGCACACGCCGAAAGCGCUACUGUGCGCGUACCCUGGAAUGAGCCGUUCAUUGUAGCGCAUGCGGAGCACUUGCGCACCACACUCGCCGAAUUGGUCAGCGCCGAGGAGCCAGUGCGUAAAAUCGUACAAAGUCUGAUACGUUAUGGCAUCGCGUUCAUUGAUGGCGUACCGCCGAACACGACAAUGACCGAAAUGGCGGUACGUCGCAUUUUUCCAACGAUGAAAACGUUCUUUGGCGAAAUGUACACAUUCUCCGAUGUGCAGGAUCACGCCGAUACCGCUUACACUAAACAAUAUCUCGGUCUGCACACGGACAAUACGUACUUCUGUGAUGCGGCGGGUCUGCAGUCGCUGCAUUGCAUACGACACGUCAACGGUACAGGCGGUGAGAAUUUCUUCGCGGAUGGUUUGCAUGCCGCACACGAGUUAAAACAUCGCAAUCCGCGCGCCUUUGAGAUACUCACACGUGUCGCAGUGCCGGCGGAGUAUAUCGAGGAGGGACAAUAUCAUAAACAUUCGGCGCCCAUUAUACGCGUGGAUCCGGUGAGUGGUGAAAUAGUGCAGUUGCGCUUGAAUGUAUACGAUCGCGCGCAAUUCGAUAGCAUACCGCAAGAGCAAAUGCAAGAUUUCUACGAUAGUUUGCGUGAUUAUUUGGAGAUUGUGCAACGCAUCGAGAAUCAAUGGAGUUUUAAAUUACAUCCUGGCACUGUGGUGAUCUUCGAUAACUGGCGUGUGUAUCACGGUCGUCAUGCGUACACGGGUCAACGCACCAUGACCGGUUGUUAUGUGCAGCGGACGGACUUUUUGAGUAAGGCGCGCGUUCUGGGCAUCAUCGAUUGAUUAUAAUGUUGCAGAAAUUUACAUACAUACAUGUGUGUGGUGAAAAUGUUUGUGGUGAGAAAUAAAAUAUUAUGCAAUUUUCGA
Molecule: messenger RNA, 1498 nt
Organism: Zeugodacus cucurbitae (melon fly)
Lineage: Eukaryota; Metazoa; Arthropoda; Insecta; Diptera; Tephritidae
Gene: Tmlh
Product: trimethyllysine dioxygenase, mitochondrial
Exons: 2
Coding region: 311-1414 (367 amino acids)
Biological process (GO): carnitine biosynthetic process
Cellular component (GO): mitochondrion
Molecular function (GO): iron ion binding; trimethyllysine dioxygenase activity
Source: RefSeq, a predicted model, not a curated record